This is a messenger RNA of Heterobasidion irregulare TC 32-1, 1827 nucleotides long. RefSeq lists its product as uncharacterized. NCBI's taxonomy places the organism in Eukaryota, Fungi, Basidiomycota, Agaricomycetes, Russulales, Bondarzewiaceae. The coding region runs from base 1 to 1620 and encodes 539 amino acids. The record is from RefSeq and is a predicted model, not a curated record. The transcript has 16 exons. Gene Ontology annotation, molecular function: hydrolase activity, acting on carbon-nitrogen (but not peptide) bonds.
AUGUCCGACUUGCGCCAACGCUCUCCGUCGUUCGGGAAAGCCGACUUGAAGAACGAACGCAAUGGGAUCGAUUUACCACACACCUAUGCGCUGUGUUCAAAGGAUGGUCCUAACAUCUACACUGUCGAUCCUGCCAAGCCACAAGUAGAUUGUAUUACCAUCCAAGGCUCCGAAAUAUUGAGCAUCGGCUCGUUCGAUUCGCAUGCUCACAUGCUCGAGUAUGGUGCCAGUCUUCAAAUUCCGCUUGAAAGUGCGAAAACGGAAAUAGCCGCAGUUGCCUCCGUACGCCAGUAUAUACUUUCCGACUCGGAUAUCCGAAACAACAAGGAUAAAUUUGUCGAAGGAUGGGGCUGGGACCAUACUAGGUGGCCUGGUCAGGAAUUUCCGACUGCAGCUACUCUGGAUGCGGAUCCUGUCGUUCGAGAACAUAAUAUUGUCUUACAGAGCAAGGACGGCCAUGCCAUUUGGGUCAAUUCCAAGGUUCUCGAUGCCAUCUCCCCUCUCCCCGAUUCCGUUGAAGGGGGCGUCAUCGUACGGGAUGCUGCUGGCAACCCGACAGGCUGUUUGCUCGACAAUGCACAAUAUUUGGUUCCUGUUCCUCCGCCUACCCAACGAGAUCUUGAGAAGCGUUUCAACAGUGUUGUUCAUUACGCCGUGUCACAUGGUUUAACGUCUGUCCACGACGCUGGCUUUGACCCAAAGUCUUUGGAGUUCUUCAAAAACCUCGCAGCGGCAGGAAAAUUAUCACUUCGUAUCUAUGGAAUGACUUACUUCAACGAAUCGGCCGAGUACUGGGGGGACAAGGUUAAACCUAUUAUUGGAGCCGCCAACGGUCGUUUCACCGCACGAAGCGUCAAAAUCUUCGCAGACGGCGCGCUAAGGUCCGGCGGUUCGGCACUGUUCGAACCGUACACCGAUAAUCCAGAAACAAGGGGAUUCAUGCGAAUCGAGCCAGAGGUUAUGAAUUCAUUCAUCCCGCGCUUCUUGAAAGACGGUUGGCAAGUAAAUGUCCAUGCUAUCGGAGAUAGAGCGAACGCACUUGUUUUAGAUGUAUUUGAAUCUGCCCUCAAAGGCAUGGAUGUGGCUGCCUUGAGGCCUCGAAUUGAACAUGCACAAAUGAUUCGGCAUGUCGAUAUGGCUCGGAUGGCACGACUGAAUGUGAUCGCAAGUAUCCAACCUACUCAUGCUCCGAGCGACAUGUACUUCGCCGAAGAUCGCUUGGGUCCAGAACGUGUGAAACUGUUAUACGCCUUCCGUUCCAUUGUUGACUACGGCGCAAGAAUUACUCUGGGCUCAGACGCUCCUGUCGAAACUUUGAACCCUAUGAACGGGUUCUUUGCUGCGGUCACGAGACUGGCCCCAGAUGGCACCUCUGUACACGGUCCGGACGGCUGGUUCCCUGAACAGCGUCUAUCUCGUGAAGAAGCUCUAAAAGGAAUGACGAUCGACGCUGCGUACGCGUCGUUUACAGAGUCCACUUUGGGCUCCCUCACUCCAGGCAAGCGCGCCGAUUAUGCGGUGCUGUCCAAGAACAUUAUGACUGUCCCCGCAAUGGAAAUCCUCGAUACCGAGGUGCUCGUGACUGCUCUCGACGGGCGGCCGGUGUAUGGGGGGCUCUGAUUGCGGAUGUAUGAAUGAAAUGAUUCUUUCAGCUUCAGUGCUUAUAUUCGGCCGUUGAAGAGUGGUUUCCACCGCUGUCGGAGGCCCUGUUUAUCGUUCGAAGAAGCAACUGUGUUUUCGUUGUCUUAUGAAGAUCUUCUGUGGUCUAUAUACCCUGUCUUUUUAGUUUCCUCCGUCCGGUCUCUGGGUCGCACAAAUCUUUAUCGC